Molecule: messenger RNA, 3000 nt
Organism: Oncorhynchus tshawytscha (Chinook salmon)
Lineage: Eukaryota; Metazoa; Chordata; Actinopteri; Salmoniformes; Salmonidae
Product: C-type lectin domain family 4 member F-like
Exons: 5
Coding region: 476-1360 (294 amino acids)
Source: RefSeq, a predicted model, not a curated record
UUACUAGUCCUGUAUUAGUGGACCGAUAUAGCUCUCUGUAGUGAAGGGCAAAACCAUUUUAACAAUUACAUCUCAGUCCCCAUUCACCCGAAAACGACUUCCUGGCUACUAUGGUAUAGCCCUAUACAUUGUUGAUAUGUUCGGGUUGACUUGCUCAUUAUCAAGCAACAGCCAGUUUGUGUAACUGUAAAAAUAAUCCACUAGUGGACUCGUUUUAUGAAUGCUUGGAUUGUGAAACUGAAAUAGAUUGGUAGCUAGUUGGUGAGGCUUUUGAUUAAUUUGCCAGUUAAUUAACCUGAAGCUGGAAUUCCCAAGUUGUUCGGUGCUUUACCGCUCAUGCCCGCGAGCAAGCGAAACAGGCGGCUCCGCAGCGCAUCAGUGUGACGUUACACAUCUGACCUCAACUCAUAAAUAUGAAUGGAUUUGCCUCCGGCUGUCCUACGAAAGGAAAUUUCCCAUAAGGGACGCUAGUUGCAUGGAGGAUUUAGAAACGGAAACAACCACCGGGGUAGCAAUCGAGCACGCUCAUUUUUCAACACAUAUUAAGGAAUAUAGAUUAAGUGUGUUUUUGGACGCUGCACCAGGCUUCAUUGUUGACAAUAUGACUGAGCGUCGAAGAUUACCGUUCGAUUUGAGCAGGACGCGCCUCCCGCAACGGCUUCGACCGUCACCUUUACGGGCCAUAGCCCGGUUUAACCCGGGGCAGCUUAAUCGAAUUCCCCCGUUGAAAACAUGUAUACAUAUUGCAUUGGUUCCCGAAUGCUUAAGAAGACACUACAUACUACUGCUGUGUGUGGUAGUAGUGGGGUGUACUGUGGCUGUCAUAAGUCUGUUUGCCCAGAAAAACUAUCAAAUUGCACAGAGACAGCAGUCAAAUAUUGAACCCUCUGCGGCAGAGAGAGAAGAGAUGAAGUCUCUGAAAUCAGAGGACUACGGCGUUCUUCUGAAUAUGAUUUUAAAGCAGGAAGGGUGGAGGUAUAUCAACUCCAGUUUGUACUACAUCUCUACUGAGACCAAGUCCUGGGGUGAGAGCAGACCUUACUGCCAACGAAAGGGAUUGGACCUGGUGACCAUAAACAGCAAAGACGAAGAGGACUUUCUCCUUGACGUGGUCCGUGCAAAGAAAUUGGAUGUAGUCUGGAUUGGUUUUUCUCCCAACAACACAAAGGAGAUAUCUACACGGGUGAAGAGAGGUGCGGGGCCAGAAGAAGAUGCUCAGGAAGAGGACUGUGCUAAGCUUAUGGUAUAUGAGACACCUGCAGUGAAAGAAGUAACCGGGAGACAAUGUGGGACACAAAAAUACUGUAUUUGUGAAAAAUACCUGGAUGUCAAAUACAAUGUAAGCAAGAGAAACCGUUAACUGGUUCUUCUGAAAGGAUUCUACUUCUUUUUAAAAAUGGAGGGAACGACUGCUAGCUUCAAUGUUUCUUUUUAAAAAUGGAGGGAACGACUGCUAGCUUCAAUGUUUCUUUUUAAAAAUGGAGGGAACGACUGCUAGCUUCAAUGUUUCUUUUUAAAAAUGGAGGGAACGACUGCUAGCUUCAAUGUUUCUUUUUAAAAAUGGAGGGAACGACUGCUAGCUUCAAUGUUUCUUUUUAAAAAUGGAGGGAACGACUGCUAGCUUCAAUGUUUCUUUUUAAAAAUGGAGGGAACGACUGCUAGCUUCAAUGUUUCUUUUUAAAAAUGGAGGGAACGACUGCUAGCUUCAAUGUUUCUUUUUAAAAAUGGAGGGAACGACUGCUAGCUUCAAUGUUUCUUUUUAAAAAUGGAGGGAACGACUGCUAGCUUCAAUGUUUCUUUUUAAAAAUGGAGGGAACGACUGCUAGCUUCAAUGUUUCUUUUUAAAAAUGGAGGGAACGACUGCUAGCUUCAAUGUUUCUUUUUAAAAAUGGAGGGAACGACUGCUAGCUUCAAUGUUUCUUUUUAAAGGGAGGGAACAACUGCAUUUUCCAAGAAGCAACUGUUAGUCAUUCCAGUUAGGUUGGUGAGGGUUUUUUACCCUGAAAUACACAUCUGCACCGUAUAUUAAGAAAAGUUAAAAGGGUAGUUUUCUGUGGUAGGAAACCCCCCCCCCCCUGCAUUGUUCCAAUACGCAAAAGCACUUUCAGUCAAUAAGCUUUCCAUUUUAGCCAGCCAGUUUUCAACUGAAGUCAAUGGGCAGAUGGAUACAAUGGGCAGAUGGAUAAAAAACGUUUUUGUUUUAAAGUAAACAUAAAUAUUUCACGUAAAAACAACAUUUAGUAAAACAUUGUUUAGACGGGAAGCUGACACAGCAGGGUAGGAACACACACCUUACACACACACAUUGUGUUUAGAUGGGGGGCUGACACAGCAGGGUAGGAACACACACCGUAUACACACACACAUUGUGUUUAGACGGGGGGCUGACACAGCGGGGUAGGAACACACAUCGUACACACACACAUUGUGUUUAGACGGGGAGCUGACACAGCAGGGUAGGAACACACACCGUACACACACACAUUGUGUUUAGACGGGGAGCUGACACAGCAGGGUAGGAACACACACCAUACACACCAUACACACACACACCAUACACACACACCUUCAGCCUCUCUCAAGUCAUUGGUAAAGGGCUGAAGGACAAUCAGCCUCCAUCUAUACACAAUGUUUCACUAAAUGUUUUUUGUCUGACAUGACAUUUUUCUUUAAAAAAAACAACAGUUUUUUAAAAUCAAUGUGUCCAUUGACUUCAGUUAAUUAGCUAACGUGCUAAAUCUGGCACACAAACUGCAAUGUUGAUCGAUGUUCAAAUGAAAUGAAAUGAAAUGUAGUUUGGGCUACAAGGGGAGGCAACCCUGGUGGCUUGGAUUUAGCCAAUCACAGGGCUAAGAUAUAUUUUAUUAGUUCCUGUUAUAUUCCAGGAACAGGGUUACCUUCCCCUGUUCCAUGUACAGAAGAGAAUGUGAGGUAUUAUAAAAUAAUACCAGUUUUAUUUUUUAUAUUUUUCAUACUGUAAAUAAAAAUCCUUUAUUCUAA